Molecule: messenger RNA, 1553 nt
Organism: Phyllotreta striolata
Lineage: Eukaryota; Metazoa; Arthropoda; Insecta; Coleoptera; Chrysomelidae
Source: the annotation of a GenBank genome assembly
CCCACUUUGCCGGAUAUGCUAAUACCAAUAUGGAAUUUCUUGCCGACGAGUUGGUGGUCGAAAAAGAAAUUCAUCGUCGGCGGGAACUGGAAAAUGAACGGGUCCCAGAAAAUCGUCAGGAUGAUAUUCCAGAGAUUGAAGAACGCGGAGAUAAGGAGCGAUACGGAGGUGUUCGUCGCCGUUCCCACCAUAUAUUUAGAGUACAGUAAAAAACUGUGCCCGAGAAGAAUCCAAUUGGCCGCUCAAAACUGCUACAAAUUCAAACGGGGAUCGUUCACCGGCGAAACCUCACCCAUGAUGCUCAAAGAUAUGGGCGUGAAUUGGGUGAUAUUGGGCCAUUCGGAAAGGCGCACGUUAUUCGGAGAAACCAACGAACUAGUCGCUGAAAAAGUAGAGGCAGCCAAAAAGUGUAACUUGAAAAUAGUGGCUUGCAUCGGUGAGACUUUGGCUGAUAAACAGAACAGGAAAACGCACCAGGUCAUUUCUGACCAAGUGUGUGCUAUAGCUGAGAAAUUGAACGGAGAUUGGACGAACGUUGUUCUGGCAUACGAACCGGUCUGGGCCAAAAGUUCCGGACAUAAACUGUCGCCGAAGGAGGUGCAGGACAUGCACGCUUGGAUCAAGGAUUGGAUAGGCAAUAACGUUUGCCCGGAGAUAUCGAAUUGCGUUCGGAUCAUAUUCGGCGGAAGAGUGACCGGCAGGAAUUGCAGGAAAUUGUCGGAAGAACCGGACGUUGACGGGUUUUUGGUCAGCGGAGCCUGCUUGACCUCCGAAUUUUUGGAAAUCAUCAAUCUCAAAUCCUUAUUGAACUCGUGAAAGUUUGUGAUCAAUGACUUACCUCUAGAUAAGAUUAUAACUGAAAAGCAACAACUCAAAUAUACAAUAUUUGGAUUUUAUUUUUCCUUUUUUCAAACAAAUGACAUUACGCAUAUCCAGGGAAGUGGCAAUUAAUUUAUCUGGAAAUAAAACCUUGAAAAAUUUUCUUUUUUUUUAGCCUCAAGUAUUAUGCAUCAUCAAGCAACAAUUAUAAAAUUCCCAACUAACCUUUGUUCAAAUAAAAUUCCACCUACUCGACAAUUUUAUGUUUUUUUAAAUUUUUUUAUUGAUUAAUUAUUUUACUAAUGGUUGUCAACACUGUCAAUUUUCCAUUCUGUAUAUUUGCCGCGUUGCGAAAAUGUUCAAGGAAAAUCGAGUUAUUGAACACAAAACAAUUAGAGAGUAAAUAGUAGAUAUCUAUUAAAUAAACGGCAAUUUUGAGGUGUACGUACAUUGAAAAUUACUUAUCUGGUAAUAAUAAUUAAUGACAAUGAUUCGAAUUACCAUUUGUACUCUAUGUAAGUACAUUUGCAUUGAUCUAUUAAAAUAGCUAAAUACAAAAAAUAAACUAGUGUUUUUUUAUGUUGAUAAUAGCUCGGAACCACCUUCAUUUUUUUCCUCAAAUGUAUAAUUAAAAAUAUAUUUAUUAUAAAGCAUCAAGAGGGAAUGAUUCACUUUGACCGGGGUACUUACAGAUUAAAUAUGUUACUUACCAAAUGAGCUUGCCUAGUUUCGUC